Rattus norvegicus (Norway rat) is the source of this 3336-nucleotide messenger RNA. The record is from RefSeq and is a predicted model, not a curated record. Lineage: Eukaryota; Metazoa; Chordata; Mammalia; Rodentia; Muridae.
UCGAGGCGGGGCCGUGCGUCACGUGGGCCUCUCCCGCCGCCGCCGCCGCUGCCGCCGCGGUCUUUCUCUGUCUCAGCUGAGGCAGCCAUCUUGCUCUUGCCGCGUGCUGGUGUUAGAGGACCCUCCCCGCUGCAGAUUUACCAACAGCAUGAAUCAAGAAAAGUUAGCCAAGCUUCAAGCUCAGGUCCGGAUAGGGGGCAAGGGGACAGCUCGCAGGAAGAAGAAGGUGGUGCAUAGGACAGCUACUGCUGAUGACAAAAAGCUUCAGAGUUCACUAAAGAAACUGGCUGUGAACAAUAUAGCUGGUAUUGAAGAGGUGAACAUGAUUAAAGACGAUGGAACAGUUAUUCAUUUCAACAAUCCCAAAGUCCAAGCUUCCCUCUCCGCUAACACCUUUGCAAUUACUGGUCAUGCAGAAGCCAAACCAAUCACAGAAAUGCUUCCUGGAAUACUAAGUCAGCUUGGUGCUGACAGCUUAACGAGCCUUAGAAAGUUAGCUGAACAGUUCCCACGACAAGGUAUGUAUUUCAGUUUAGUACCUUUCCCCUCUUCCCUGCUGUCAUUAAGAAACCUAACUGUUUUUAAAAGCAUCCCAUCUGGAACUCGGGGCAUAGCUCAGUUGACAGAGUCCUAACCUAGUGUGCAUAGUGUCUGGUUCAGUCCCCAGCAGCACUGGCUGUGAUGGCACACACUUGUAUUUCCAGCAGAAGUUCAGGGUUAUCCUCACUGUAUAGGGAAGUUGAGGUCAGCCUGUGCCACAGACUGGUUCAAAAACAAACAAACAAAAAAAGGUGUUUUACUUAAACUGAGAGGAUUUUCCUCAGUAGGUAGUUCUUUUACUUUUUAUGAUGCCAUUUGUGUGCUUCGUAAAACUUGUAGUUUUCUUUUUUAGCUAAUGAAGUGUGCCUUAUAGAAUAUUCAGAUCAGUGUUGUCAAUUGCUACUGUGCUUCUCUAUGAUUGCCAUUAUAGAUACGGUAACCAUCAAUUCUGAAUCUCCAGGUUGGUUUUGACUUCACGCAUGUCUUGUUGCCUCUAACCAUCAAAGAGCCUCAUAUUUCAGUAGUCAUGUGGUCAUACUGCAUAGCUAGAUACUUAGAUCAAAAUAAGUGGUAAAGAAGUCUAUUUUUGGGCUGGAGAGAUGGCUCAGUGGUUAAGAGCACUGACUGCUCUUCCUGAAGUCCUGAGUUCAAUUCCCAGCAACCACAUGGUGGCUCACAACCAUCUGUAAUGGGGAUCUGAUGCCCUCUUCUGGUGCGUCUGAAGACAGUUGCAGUAUACUUAUAUAUAAUAAAUGAAUAAAUAAAUCUUUAAAAAAAAAGUAUUUUUUUAAGUCAGAGAAUAAUAAAGGAUACUAAAGGAGUAUACCUUUGUUCAGGCUUGUCAAAUCCUACAUUUUGCUAGAUUGGCUGGAUUCAACAGCCAUGUGAGAUUUAGACAAAGAGAAGGUAAGUGUUAGAGGUGUUUUGUGAAGCUCUUUGUUUUCAGUGACUAAUACUCAAAUCAACUUUUUGUAGUAUUGGAUAGUAAAGCACCCAAACCAGAAGACAUUGAUGAAGAGGAUGAUGACGUUCCAGGUAAAGGACAUUUUCUCAGUCUUUGUCUCAGACCAGUGAGACUGUUCUAGUAAAGAUGCUUGGUGCCAAGUCUGACAACUUGACCCUGGGACCCACACAGUAGAAGGAGAGAAUCAGUAACGCAAGUUGUCCUCUGACCCACACAUGCACACACAAAUGCAACACCAUAUAAAAUAAUAUAGUGUAAUGUUUAAAACUUUAAAAAAAAAGAUUUCAUCUUCUUUAUUUACUGCAUGGACGACUUUCAGAAUUUUUUUCUAUUUGACUGAAUUUCAAUUGAUUUAGAAUGAGAUGGAUAGUGCUAGGUUUCUAGCUAGGUAUUAGCUGGCAUAGGAGACGCUGGACCCUCCUCAGCCUAUAAAACCAAGGACUGGAACUUCAGGUCAGAAAAAUGUCCCUUAAGUCCUGUCUCUGCCAUUACAUAAUACUAUCUAAGCCUGGUUCUAGGAAUGCUAAACCUUAGGAAAGAUCACUGUAUAGCAGAAGGCUGUCUGAUAAAGAACAUAGACACACUGUUGCCUUCUAUUUGUGUCAGAAACAGGCCUGCCACUCACCUGAACAGAACAAAGACCCUCAAGAAAAGCUCUUUGUUCUGUGACCUGCCCAAUAUGCAGUCUAGGUCACACUUACCCCUUGAGUGUAUGCACUACUGUAUUACAGAUGUAUUUACCUGUCAUUUAUGCUGUUUCUUUGUGUUUUAUCGAAAUUCUUUAGACAGAGAUCACAAAGACCAGGGAAUCCAGACUAGAUCCCCAUGGUAGGAGAUUCAUGAAUACAGAAGUCCCUUUCUCAUUCAGAACUUGGGAUCAGAAAAUAUUCCACAAAGCUCUGUUGCCUGCAUGUAUUACAUUGAAAUGAUUAUCAGUAUACAUUGUUAUUGCUGAAAAUUUUUGUUGGGGGGCUAGAGAAAUGACUCAGCAAUUAAGAGCACUGGCUUCUUUUCCUGGGGACCUGGAUUCCAUUUCCAGCAUCCACAUGAUGGCUCACAACCUUCUGUAAUGCUAGUUCUGGGAAUCCAACACCCUCUUUUGAUCUCGAGAAUUGCAUGCUGGUGGUACACAGACAUACAUCCCAGCACAACACCUAUACACACAAAAUAAUAAAAUAAUAUUAGAAGCUUGGUGACAUUAUAACUGACAUAAAAUAUUAUUUACCAUAGUUAUUUUUGCAUACAUUUUAAAAGUCAUUUCCUCAAGAUUGCUGUUCUAUAAAAGUCAUUAUCACUGAAAUGUGCUAGUUUGUUUUCAUCUUUUCUGCUUUUUGACUAAUUCUAGUUGCAACUAUUUUGACUCAUUUGUAUUUUACUUAUUUUUUUUCCUUUCUUCUUUUUGUCAGAUCUUGUAGAAAAUUUUGAUGAAGCAUCAAAAAAUGAAGCUAACUAAAAUCUUCUGGGUUUUGGAAGCUGGCAUGGACUAGAUUUAACAAUCAGCUCUGUUGUUCCAAAGUUUUACAGACAUGGAGAACAUCACCUGUUAUUAGUUCCGUAAUAUAAAUAUUUUGUAUAUUAAUGAUGCUGUUUUAUCAGCAUUUCUUGGUCAUUGGAUUUUGCAUUUUGCACUUCUUCCCAGGAUCGAUUCUUUUGGUCAAAAUAUGAAGUAUUGGUACAGGUUGAGGGUGGUUUUUGUUUUUUGGGGGGGACUUUUGGUGUGUAUGUAUAUGUAUGUGUGUGGGUAUGUGUGUACACAGUGGACAGCAGAUUGGAUAACAGUUAUAUCUAUCGUAUCCCUUCCCCCAAUAGAAAUAAAGCAAAUCUUUACAUUU